AUGCCCAAGUAUGUAAGGCCUGAGAAGCCUAACCGUGUGUUUGUUGAGGGGAUGGGAAUAUGGGAUGGGACGAUCCCAAUUGGAGAGGUGUUUGAUGCGAGACGAGCUGGGUCGGGUCCGUCCCCGAUAGGGAAUAUUCGCCAGAUUCGAGGUCACGCCCGUCCGUUGAAAUCGAGGGGACGGGGGUCGUCCCGAUUCACGCCGUCUUCGUCCGAUUUAACGCGCGUGAGUGGAGAGGACGCUGGAGCUUCGGUGCGGGAUGGCAGAGCGACGGCGGCACCUUCCCCAUCGACCUCGCAGUGGCAGCGUCUCCUCCCGUGCCGAGCCCGCGGCGACGGCUCCUCCUACGCCGAGAUCUCGACGGACGCCGGCGGCGGCUCGCGCACUGAGCUCGCGGUGGUGAGCUACGGUGCGUGGACCUUUGGCGCAGCGAUGACUUCGGACCGCGGGGCGUGGGGACGCGGUGGCGGCACGGCAAUUCCUCCCCUUGCGGGAGCCGGAGGUCGUGGCGGCACGGCGCAUCCUUCCCUCGCGGCGCUUCUCUCGCGAACGCACACCAGAGAGGACGAGAGGAGUCUCAGAUGA
Miscanthus lutarioriparius is the source of this 585-nucleotide messenger RNA. The record is from the annotation of a GenBank genome assembly. NCBI's taxonomy places the organism in Eukaryota, Viridiplantae, Streptophyta, Magnoliopsida, Poales, Poaceae.